GAUGCGGUUGCUGGUGGGGCUCGGUGGUUUCCCCUUAUUUCUUCUCCUCCUGCUGGGGCUACUGAGCCUCGGCCGCGCCCGCCGCCCACCCGCGGCCUCCCGCCCGGCUGCUUCCUACCGCACUUGCCACCUCCCGCAGCAGGUUGAUCACUUUGGAUUUCUUGAAAAUCGUACGUUCCAGCAGCGGUACCUAAUAGCAGACCAGCACUGGAAGAAAGAUGGUGGAUCAAUACUUUUCUAUACUGGCAAUGAAGGAGAUAUCACAUGGUUUUGCAAUAACACAGGUUUUAUGUGGGAAGUGGCUGAAGAGCUUAAUGCCAUGUUAGUAUUUGCUGAACAUAGAUACUAUGGUGAAUCCUUGCCCUUUGGAAAUAAGUCUUUCAGUGAUUCCAAACAUCUGAAUUACUUGACAUCAGAGCAAGCUUUGGCGGACUUUGCGAUACUAAUUCAACACAUCAGGAAGACAAUCCCAGGAGCCCAAAACACUCCUGUGAUUGCCAUAGGGGGGUCAUAUGGAGGGAUGCUUGCAGCCUGGCUUAGAAUGAAAUAUCCUCAUGUAGUAGAUGGAGCUCUUGCAGCCUCGGCCCCAAUAUGGCAGUUCCAGGAUUUGGUUCCCUGCAGUGUGUUCAACAGGAUAGUGACUAAUGACUUCAAGAAGAGUGGAAAAGGCUGUUCAGAAAGCAUCCGAAAUUCUUGGGAGGCUAUUAAACGCAUCUCCUCUACAGGUGAAGGCUUGCACUGGCUUUCCAGUGCAUUUCACUUAUGCAGCCCAUUGAAAUCCACACAAGAUGUUGCUGCAUUGAAAGCUUGGCUGAGUGAGACAUGGGUAAAUUUGGCAAUGGUAAACUAUCCGUAUAAAGCUGACUUCUUGCAACCUCUGCCUGCUUGGCCUAUUCAGGUGGCUUGCAAGUUCCUGAAAGAUCCCAGUUUGUCGGACAAAUUAUUACUACAGAACAUUUUCCAGGCAUUAAAUAUCUACUACAACUACUCGGGAGUUGCAUCGUGCUUCAACAUAUCUCAUACUGCAACAAAGAACCUUGGGGAAGCGGGCUGGUACUAUCAGGCUUGUACAGAGAUGGUGAUGCCCAUGUGCACAGAUGGUGUCAAUGACAUGUUUGAGCCUCAGAAGUGGGAUUUCCAGGCAUUCUCUGAAGAGUGUUUCAAACUCUGGGGAGUGAGGCCUCGUCCAUCAUGGAUUCCUUCAGUUUAUGGAGGGAAGAACAUCAGUUCUCACAGUAACAUCAUUUUCAGCAAUGGCGGACUGGACCCAUGGUCUGGAGGUGGAGUGACUCAGAACAUCACAAACUCUUUAGUUGCCAUUGUGAUUCCUGAAGGAGCUCAUCACUUGGACCUGCGCAGCAGUAACCCUUGCGAUCCCAAAUCUGUGCGGCAAGCCCGGGCCUUGGAAGUUCACUAUAUGAAGCAGUGGAUUGGAAAGGCCACACAAAGGCACUAAAGUGGCUA
Molecule: messenger RNA, 1464 nt
Organism: Gavialis gangeticus (Gharial)
Lineage: Eukaryota; Metazoa; Chordata; Crocodylia; Gavialidae
Gene: PRCP
Product: prolylcarboxypeptidase
Exons: 9
Coding region: 2-1456 (484 amino acids)
Biological process (GO): angiogenesis involved in wound healing; negative regulation of systemic arterial blood pressure; regulation of blood vessel endothelial cell migration
Molecular function (GO): dipeptidyl-peptidase activity; serine-type exopeptidase activity
Source: RefSeq, a predicted model, not a curated record